This is a messenger RNA of Podospora pseudocomata, 207 nucleotides long. RefSeq lists its product as uncharacterized. NCBI's taxonomy places the organism in Eukaryota, Fungi, Ascomycota, Sordariomycetes, Sordariales, Podosporaceae. The record is from RefSeq and is a predicted model, not a curated record. Bases 1 to 207 code for a protein of 68 amino acids. The transcript has 3 exons.
AUGGCGGGGCCUAUGAUGUUGAAACUCUUCCUCCUCAUCCCCCCAACUCUUCUCCCCACCAUCGUAUCAGCGACCUUCACAUCCCGAGAACUCAAAGUUUACCCAGUUGCCGUCAUCGAAACCAUCAAAGGAACAUUCCCUCUUCACUCUAGGUACUUCAACUUCUGCCUCCGCCUCGAAUUCUCAACAAAGGACAUCCUCGGCUAG